AUGAUUAUGAUAUAUCAAUUAAUUUCAAUUACUUUAUUUGUAAAUGUUGCAUUGAGUCUUCGAUGCAAAACAGCAUGGCCCUCAAAUUGUCUUCAUAAUUCCACCUGUAAAUAUGAUACAAAAGAAUGUCCGUUAUCAGAAAUAUCAUCGAAUAUCCGUGGUGGAGUUUACUGUUUAACAAUUGUAAAUAAUGAUCCAAAUGAAUUAAUUAUCGGUAAAAUGGAUUGUAUGUAUGAUCAAGAAACAAGUAAAACAUGUAAAAAUCAAUCACAAUGUAUUAUGAAUUAUACAAAUAAAGAUAAAAAAUUUUUUCAUUGCUGCUGUGACAAAGAUGAUUGUAAUCAGAAUUUUGUCAUAAAUCCAACUGAUGAGCCACCACGAAAACUGGAUGAUCCAACAAAUCGAUGUAAAGAUUUCUUAUGUAAAAGAAUAACUAUUAUUCUCAUAUGUUUAAUUUUUGGUUUUAUUCUAAUAUUAAUUUUGAUCUGCUGUAUUUAUCGAAAAAAAUUAAUGAAAAGUGGAAAAAAAAUCAAUAAUCUUUUUGGCAAAGAAAAACAAGAAAUUACUCGUCUUUUAGAAGAGACUGAAGAUACAAUUGGCAAAAUUGAUUUCAACGAUUUGAAAAUAGAAACGUUACUUAAAAAAGGAAAAUUUUCCUUCAUUCAUAAAGGAAUGUUCAAUGGUCAAGAAGUUUCUAUUAAGCAAAUAUCGAAUACAGAUGAUAUAAAUCAUUCAAAACAAUUAUUUGAACAUGAAAAACAAAUUUAUUCAUUGAAACUUAUGCAACAUGAAAAUAUUCUAAAAUAUUAUGGUUAUUCAAUAAAUAAUAAUGAUAAUUAUUAUAUAAUAACUGAAUUAAGUCAACAUGGUUCAUUACGUGAUGUUCUUCGUUCACGUUUAUUAAAAGAUGAAAAUGAAUUAUUAUUAAUUUGUAAACAAAUCUCAAAUGGUCUUGAAUAUCUACAUAAAGAUAAAGAAAAUGAAAAUAUUCGCCCAAGAAUUGCCCAUAGAGAUUUUAAAUCAGAUAAUAUUCUUUAUCUAAAUGAAAAUAAAUUAGUUAUCUGUGAUUUUGCCAUGUCAAUUAAACUUGAUCAAAAUCCAAUAUGUCCAAAUGAACAACAACAGAUUGGAACUCCUCGUUAUAUGUCACCAGAACUCUUAGUUGGAACCAUUGGAUGUGAAACAGAUGCUUUACUUAAAUGUGAUGUUUAUGCGCUUGGGAUUGUUUUCUGGGAAAUUUUAUCAAGAUAUCCUUAUGAUAAAAAAGAUCAUGAUCAAAAGUAUGAAUUACCAUUUGAAAAACAAUUAACUGCACGAAAUUUGAAUUCAUCAAAUCCUCAAAUAAAUGAAAUGUUACAAAUAAUUAAUUUAGAAAAACCACUUAAUCGUCCAUUAAUAGAAUUAUAUUGGAAAAAUACAAAUAAAAAAAGUUUUAACGAAGUUCUAUCAACAAUGGAACAAUGUUGGGAUCAAACACCUGAAAGCCGUAUAACUGCAGCUUUAGUUGCAUUAAGAAUGAGACAAUUAUAA
Rotaria socialis is the source of this 1530-nucleotide messenger RNA. NCBI's taxonomy places the organism in Eukaryota, Metazoa, Rotifera, Eurotatoria, Philodinida, Philodinidae. The record is from the annotation of a GenBank genome assembly.